Messenger RNA from Brenthis ino (lesser marbled fritillary), 1608 nucleotides. NCBI's taxonomy places the organism in Eukaryota, Metazoa, Arthropoda, Insecta, Lepidoptera, Nymphalidae. The record is from the annotation of a GenBank genome assembly.
AUGUCGCACGGUACUGUGAAGAGUACCAAGAAUGGGAACAGCUCGCAUGCUGUCGAGACGUCGAGGGAGGGUUCCGAGAGCCUGCCACCCCCGCCAGACGGCGGAUGGGGUUGGAUGGUGGUCUUCGCAUCCUUUAUGAUUCAUAUAGUCACCGACGGCAUGACCUAUUCGUUCGGCGUAUUUUACGCAGAGUUCCUGACCUAUUUCAACGAGGGCAAAGGCAAGACUGCGUGGAUCGUAUCUAUUCUUGUUGGAGUCACAUUAAGCUCAGGUCCAAUAUCAAGCUCGUUUGUAAAUCGUUUUGGGUGUCGGGCAGUUACUGUUGCGGGCGCGCUACUGUCCGCCACGUGCGUAAUUAUCUCAGCCUAUGCAAACAACGUGACAACGCUCAUCUUCACAAUUGGUAUCGGCGCUGGCAUGGGUUUCGGCCUUAUCUAUCUUCCCGCAAUCGUGAGCGUAACUGUUUGGUUUGAGCGUUAUCGAAGUCUUGCUACAGGUAUUGCGGUAUGCGGAUCCGGUCUUGGUACAUUCCUGUUUGCUCCUAUCACAUCAGCUCUAAUUACAAAUUAUGGAUGGCGAGGGGCGAUGGCUCUUAUAGGAGCUUUUAUUCUCAACUGUAUUCCACUAGGACUUAUGUUCAGACCAGUUCCUGAACGUCCUAGGACACCAAUCACUGAGCCAAUGUUGCCUAAAAAAAAGAAAUCUCCACUUAAAAAGGCUCAAAGUACGGAACAGGUUGCAAAAGCGAAUGGCGAUGAUGUAGCAAGACUAACAUUAUCUCAGCCUGCCUUAAACAAACCACAGGAACAAAAAUCAUACUCACGGCACGGCAGUGGUAUUAUGCAAAGGCCUGAUGUCUUGUACCAAGGGAGUAUGACUAGCUUAACAAAGUAUAGAGCAGCGUCUCCUGACAGAAUACAAAUUUCUAUAAAAAAAGAAGAACGGAAACAAAAAUGUGGCUGGUUACCAUGUUCAGAAGAGUCGAAAGCAGCUUUAUCAGAAAUGCUUGAUAUUUCUCUUCUAGUCGAUCCUGUAUUUAUUCUAUUUUCACUAUCAAACUUUUUAACUAGUAUAGGCUUUUAUAUACCGUAUGUCUAUACAGUACCUAUGAGCGAAAAACUUGGCAUUGAGAACCCACCAUAUUUAAUAUCUAUUAUUGGGGCAUCCAAUCUGGUCGGAAGGAUAAUCCUGGGAUACAUUAGCGAUAAGCCCUGGGUCAACCGCUUAUUAGCAUAUAAUAUAUGCUUGACUAUCGCGGGAAUUAGUACGGCCAUGGCAAUGGUUUGCUGGGAAUUUUGGGGGCUCGCUAUGUACGCAACAGCAUUUGGCUUCACUAUUGGUGCUUACGUCGGUUUAACUUCAGUGGUGCUAGUUGAUCUUCUUGGUAUCGAAAAAUUAACCAAUGCAUUUGGUUUGCUUUUAUUAUUUCAAGGAAUCGCAUCUCUUAUUGGACCACCGUUUGCAGGCUGGUUGUAUGACACAUUACAAUCGUACGCGCCAGGAUUCUACGUAGCGGGUGGUACCAUCUCAUUGAGUGGUCUUAUCCUCUUUUUCAUUCCUAUGUUAGAGAAAAGGAAUGCCAACCGGGAUACGAUGCUAGAACAGAUU